This is a messenger RNA of Bactrocera tryoni, 396 nucleotides long. Its product is annotated as dynein light chain roadblock-type 2-like. The transcript is spliced from 2 exons. The record is from RefSeq and is a predicted model, not a curated record. Gene Ontology annotation, cellular component: centrosome; cytoplasm; cytoplasmic dynein complex. Gene Ontology annotation, biological process: microtubule-based movement. Bases 68 to 373 code for a protein of 101 amino acids. Gene Ontology annotation, molecular function: dynein intermediate chain binding. Lineage: Eukaryota; Metazoa; Arthropoda; Insecta; Diptera; Tephritidae.
CAUUUUUUGAAUUGUCUAUGAAAGACUGACUAUACAUUAUAUUUUUUUGAUAAUUUAGAUAUUUUCAAUGUUGUCAAUUCAAUUGGAGAACGUUGUACGCAGGAAUGCCGAAAACACAGAACGUAUCAUGAGGAACGCCAUUGGCUAUGUGGUGUCGAAUAAUGCCUUAGGAACUGUGGUACAAUCUACAUUCGAUAACAGCACUUCUGGUGGCAUAACUAAAUUGAUUAGCGGAGUACUAGUACCAACAGCUCGCAGCGCUGUGCGGGACUUGGACUCCACCAAUGAUUUGGCCUUUCUUCGCAUUGCCACACGAAAAUUUGAAUAUUUAGUCGCACCGGAAAAGGAAUUCACAAUUGUUGUGAUGCAAUAAAACUACAUCGUUAUUUAACCAUU